Messenger RNA from Chenopodium quinoa (quinoa), 957 nucleotides. RefSeq lists its product as uncharacterized. The coding region runs from base 224 to 826 and encodes 200 amino acids. The transcript has a single exon. Lineage: Eukaryota; Viridiplantae; Streptophyta; Magnoliopsida; Caryophyllales; Amaranthaceae. The record is from RefSeq and is a predicted model, not a curated record.
AAUUUUCAAAGUGUUAAACCAUGAUCCACUUUUGGAUAUUCCUUUCUUGUACUAUACCAAACACGGGCCUAUAUUUCAAAUUAGAUGACGACUUCCUUUUCCUUCUCAUGUACACUGCGUCUUUCCGCCACGUCUUUCUCCUUCACCAUUUUCUAUAUAACCCAUUCCUCUCUCUCACUUUCCCUUCUCACUCCUCCUCUUUCUCUCUCCUCUCUCCUCAAAUAUGGAAAUCAAUGGCGUCUCCUACUACCGUCACCGGGAAACACCUUCCUCCGAUCACUUCCUCGACGUAUUCUCCGGCACCUCCAACUCCUCCGCCGACAUCUCCGGCGACGAGCUCACCGAAGCCGACCUCUUCUGGACCGGCGACUCCUCGGUUUCAACUCACUCCUCUUCAUCUCCCGACCCUCGCCGUCGUACCCUAGGGUUCCGCCGUGAAUCCGGAAUCUUCGCCGCUCUCCCCGACGACUGCGAUAAUCGGAAGAUUCCGAUGAUUCCGAGUCAGUUUCGGUCGAUUCCGAAGGCGCCGAACCGAGUCGUCGGCGGGGAGAUGUCUCAAUCGGCGCCGUGUAGGAAGUUUCAGCACUCUGCUCCGGUGAAUGUGCCGGCGAUGAUGAGGAAACCGAAGAGGUUCGGUCAAUUGGACGGGUUUUCGGAGGAGAGAGAAAAUGAAGAAGAUGAGGAGAUGCUUCCGCCGCAUGAGAUCGUUGCGAUGAAGCUGAAAUCGACGUCGUCGGUGCUCGAAGGCGUAGGAAGGACGCUUAAAGGUAGAGAUCUGAGGCAGGUUCGCAAUGCCGUGUGGCGCCAAACUGGUUUUCUCGACUAAUUUCUGAAGAAAAUGUUGGCAAAUUUUUUCUUUUUUUUUUUUUUUUUUUUUUUGACUGGGGUUGGGGUAGGUGAAUGUGAAUGGAAGUUGUUUGUUUUUGGUUACUUCUUUCAUUAUCACUGUAAAAUUAA